GCAGAAGACCAUCAUCCCGCAAAGAUGGUGGUGGAUACAACACUUUACGAUCUGUUGGGUGUUGAACCAGAAGCAAGUCAAUCACAAAUCAAAAAAGCAUAUCACAAGAAAUCACUCGAAUGUCAUCCUGAUAAGAACCCACACAGACAAGAAGAAGCAAGUAAAGAAUUUCAAACACUCAAUCAUGCAUUUGAAAUCUUGAAUGAUGAUCAACAACGUGCAACGUACGAUCAAGUUGGAGAAGAAGGAAUGAGACCGGGUGGCGGUGGGGGAGGAAUGGAUGCAGAUAUGGAUGAUAUAUUUGCUUCUAUGUUUGGUGGAAUGGGCGGAAUGGGCGGAAUGGAUGGUAUGGGAAUGGGCGGCGGAGGAGGUGGUGGUGGAAGAAGGCGAGCAAGAAGAGAACGAAAGCAAGCGCCAGCAACUACUUUGAACUAUACAGUAACCCUAGAAGAUCUCUAUAUGGGCAGAGAGACUCACUUUCAAGUGUCACACGACAUCUUUUGUCCAACCUGUCAAGGAAGUGGAGCCAAACCCGGACUAAAAGCACAAGAGUGCGUUGAAUGUAGUGGAAGUGGAAGUAAGACAAAAUUACAAAGUAUGGGGAAUGGAUACGUUCGUCAAAUGUAUGUCGAUUGUACUUCCUGUAAAGGAGUAGGAAUGAGGGUUCGUGAACGUGAUAGAUGUAAACGAUGCAAAGGUUCUCAAACUGUCAAAGCAAAAGCAAAAUUGGACGUAAAGAUCUUUCCGGGUAUGCGUGAUGGUCAGAAACUCGUCUUUCGUGAACAGGCAGAUUGCGUACCUGGGUGCAAAAAGCCUGGUCAUAUGAUUCUCACUCUCAAGUUACGCAAACAUGACUCCAUUCAGGUCAACAACAACGACUUAUUGACAGAGGCUAUUAUUACUCUAAGUGAAUCAUUGCUUGGAUUGAAUCGCACUGUCUUUACGCAUUUGGAUGGGCGUUCAAUCAGGAUCGAGACAAAGAAGGGAGAAGUGAUCAGACCGGGUGAUGUUUGUGUAUUGCGAGGUGAAGGUAUUCCAGGAUAUCUAUCAGCACGAACGGGUGAUCUGUACAUCAAAUGGAAUAUCGAAUUUCCUCCAGACGAUUGGCUCUCGGGAAUCGAUGCUCUCAAAUUGUCCGGCUUACUUCCGCCAAAGAGAUCGGAUCCCGCCAAGAAUCACACUCUUGUUGACGGAAAAGUCAGUCAAAAAGUGACAUCAACAAAAGGUCGUUUAGAUGAAUUUGGAUCACAUUCACUUCCUCCCUUGGAAGAUCCGGAACCAGAUUCUGAUGAUGAGGAAGGAGGCGGAAAUGGUUGUAUAAUCGUAUAA
Meira miltonrushii is the source of this 1329-nucleotide messenger RNA. RefSeq names its product DnaJ-domain-containing protein. Gene Ontology annotation, molecular function: Hsp70 protein binding. NCBI's taxonomy places the organism in Eukaryota, Fungi, Basidiomycota, Exobasidiomycetes, Exobasidiales, Brachybasidiaceae. Gene Ontology annotation, biological process: protein refolding. The coding region runs from base 25 to 1329 and encodes 434 amino acids. The transcript has 2 exons. The record is from RefSeq and is a predicted model, not a curated record. Gene Ontology annotation, cellular component: cytoplasm; nucleus; cytosol.